This is a messenger RNA of Branchiostoma belcheri (Belcher's lancelet), 4620 nucleotides long. RefSeq lists its product as uncharacterized. Gene Ontology annotation, biological process: apoptotic process; proteolysis. Gene Ontology annotation, cellular component: cytoplasm. The record is from RefSeq and is a predicted model, not a curated record. The transcript is spliced from 8 exons. Lineage: Eukaryota; Metazoa; Chordata; Leptocardii; Amphioxiformes; Branchiostomatidae. Bases 595 to 4455 code for a protein of 1286 amino acids.
AUUUUGGGCCGAUACGCGGAAAUCGCGGAAGUAUCGACUGAGUUUCCGGUCAUAUUCGCAGUACAAGAGCAGAUUGAGAUGAUGCUUUUGACAGUUGUGUAUGUGUCGUACAAAAACCACCUGUCUUGUGACGAAGUAAGGCUGUCUUAUAGGACCUUGUCGGCUGUGCCAUAGCAUUGCUAAGAACCGGCGAAAGUUUUCGAAAACCAUAUGACGAAAAGUGACCGUGCCUUUCAAGGAUCGGAGGGCCCAUUUCGACUCAAACAUUAAGGCUCAGGUGUCAUACGACACGGUUCACCGCAGCAAGUCAAAACAGGUUACCGUGUAGAAUAACAAAGGCGGCACAAGCAUGUGUUUUCGACCACAGGUAGAUGAACUAGUUGUACUGCCCAGUGCAUGCCGUAUGCGCAUUUCCGGAUCAGGCAAUGUGACAUUAGAUCACCCCAGAUUAGUGACAAGUUUUCACAUGACCGAUUGAGAGAGGCUUCACAAACACUUGUACAUACGGAACUGUCAGUUCUCUGUCGCAGUUUCUGUGCAACGUACAAAACAGUUCGAGACCGUUUCGUGCAGUGACGUGACACGAGCGCCGCCAUGUGGAGAAAACAGGUCAUGACAGAACAGAUCUUCCGGGAGGACAAGGAGAGAGAGAAAUACCGGGACGUGCGGGAGGGAUCAGAACAUGGGAAACUGCCCUUUAACAGGAGCAAGGUACUGUUUGUAGGAGACACGUGGCAGGGGAAGACCAGUCUGAAGAGACGACUGACAGGACAGGAGUUCAACCCGCACGAGGGCCGGACGGAGGGCAUACAAACCAAGAUGGUGGAGACACAAGACGUGGACCAGACCUGGACAAGUUACCGGCAAACAGAGUCCGACUUCAGCCGGAGUCUGACUUGGUACGUCAAGCAGAGAAGUAAAGAACGUCCGAGAACAGGCGCUACGAAAGAUCUGAGUAGUCUGGUUAAAUCUGCCUUGUUUUACUUCCUACUGUCAUUUCUGACUGUGGCGACGCUGGAGUUUGGAUCAGAAGUUGGCUACGCGGUUGCGUCGCUGAUUUUGACCUGCACUAUCGCCAUGAUGCAGCUCAGCUCUGAUUUCUACCACGCCACGAGGAUAGCCUCCGCUAUCGCUGUGAACAGUGUCUUCAUAGGAGUCAUGAAAAACGGGGUAGAAGGCCUGUAUCGGUCGAUUGGCCCUGUUCUGUCGGUGGGGCCGUUCUCUCUGCAGGGCCUUGUCUUCUGCGUCGCGGUUACGUUCGUUUUCUGCAACACGGAAGGCUUUGUGGUGUUCCCCUUCACGUUCAGGAUCAUGCACGUCAUGCUGUGUCUCGUCGUGCCGUGUCCGGAGUUCGGAGCUGUCGGGCUACUUCACUUCAGGACGGCGACGACUUCAACCGGUCAUGUUCUUCAAGAUGCAUUUCUAUACGAACCGCUAGGGAGCGUGAUUGGCCUGACCAUGUUUCAGUUCAGGCACAUUCUCAUCACGUCCAAGCGCGGGACUUUCUUAAGCUACUUGUUAUUCAGCCUAGCCACUAUCGUUCUACCGGUCAUGAUCACAGACGAAAGACUAGAGGCCUGUAUGUUGAUGUUUUUAGUAGGCCUACAUCUCGGCAUCGGGAUCUCUUGCACAAUCAAGGCGCAGAAAUGGCUUUCGUCGAAAAUGACGGCUCAAUACUUCUGGGUCGUUCAACUCGUAUCAUUCCCAGUACAAGUGGCAACGACGCUCAUCAUUGCAAACCUCUUUGGGUGGAGUUUUUACACUUUAAAAGACUGUCCCCUCUCUGUACUGGUGGCGGUAGCGUUCUUUGUCUCUACAGAUUUGUACGACAAGAAGAGUGUUUUCUUCAACUCUGAGUAUGUCGUUGUUCAUGACAAGUUAGCGGAGGAGAAGACUUUGGUAGAACAGGUGCCAGUCAAGCUGACGCUGAUGGACUUUGCUGGUGACGAGGACUUCUACAGCAUGCACCAUUUCUUCAUGGCGCGAGAGGCUGUUUACAUCGUGGUUUUCAGCCUAGAGGAAGCCUUCAGAAGAAGAAGACGCGAAGAAGGAGAAGAAGACGAAGAAGAAGCCACGAGAAGUCUCCAGAACACGUUCAGGAGGCUGUUGUUCUGGUUAGACUCCAUUGACGCACAUUCCAGUGACACGGAGUCUCUCGUGUUCGUGGUGGGGACACACAGAGAUAGCGUCUCCUCAGCCCAGCAGCAGGAAGUGGCGACCUUCCUGAGGACACACCUGUACACGGGAACCAAGUACAGCGCACGGCUCGUGGUCAACAGUACAGACACGCCGUACUUUCCUGUAGAGAACUCCGCACCGCUACAGGACCAGGACUUCGCGCGUCUGCGGAGGGUGGUGUGGGAGAAGAUGCGACAGGUCGCCUACAUGAAGAGGGAAUGUCCAAUCAAAUGGCAGCGAUUCUCUGACGUCAUCAACACCCUGCGGACCAAUGGGGACCCCCAUGUGGUACCCUACCUCGACCUGUUGGACAAAGUCCGGCAGGAAGGCAUUCUGGACGACGAAGACGACUUCAGACGGAUGUUAUCGUUCUUAAACAGAUCUGGACAAGUUAUCUAUCGCCAGGAAGACGCGGUGUUGAGUCAGUACGUUGUUGUUGACCCACAGGUCAUGGUAGACGCCAUGAAAAGCAUCACAACUCUCCCCAGACGCUGCGCGGAGCUGCCGACGUACCGAGAAAGACACGCGCUCCUGCAAGCUAAGGGCAUUCUGGACGGAGACUAUCUCAGAGAAGUUCUGAACGAAGUAAAACCCGACCACGCCGACGUCUUGACGACUCUCUUAGUGUCGCACGCCUUCCUGUGCCCCUUACCCCAACACCCCGCCGACAAGAUCGCACAACAGAAGCAGAUGUACAUCGUCCCACCAAUGUUGCCUCGGUACGAAGCUGACCAACCAGGAGGCUUCUUAGAAAAACACCACGAUGAUGACAACGUUGAAUACUACAUCGACUUUGAUUCGUUCGAGCCCAGCCCGGUGUUCUACCGGUUGGUCGCCAAGCUUGUUUGUGAGACGGACUUUAGGAUCCGCGCUCGAGGCGCGCCGUUCGUGUUCAGGGACAGGGCGUGCUUCCAGCUCCACCGCCGCUUCUACUUCACCCUGGAGCUGGUCCGACCCACCACCGACCAGCACCUCAUCCAGAUCACCGUCAAGAAGACCACCUCCACCGCCGCCGACGGGCAACUCAUCGGCGAACUGCACGGCAAACUGGAGACGAUCAGGCGGAGGGAUUUCCCGUGUCUGAUGUACACCAUCGGCCCGAGAUGUCCCCACCCUCCUCCACACCUAGGCUGCAGUACCGAGCCCGGCCGCAUGCAUGUAGUGGAGGUAGUGGAGUCGGGAGAAGAGUUUCCCGACACUUCCCAACCGCUGAAGCUGCUGUGUCGGGACCGAGAGGUCGUGGUCGACAUGAGUCGACCGAGGUCCAGACCUUCCCUCCAACAGCCAGUAGAGCAGGAAGAACCCUCCUAUUCUCUCCAAGUGCCGAUACCAGAGAGGAGCUUCCAGCUAACCGCAGCUGCGUGUGUCGGCAGGCGCGUACAAUCGUCGGCAUCCACGAUUGUCGUCCAGGAACCAGCGCUGCCUAGCGGUUUACUACCGCAGCCCGACGAGCACGGCCUGUACGACGUCACACGAUGGCUCCAAGUUGCACACGACCCCACUUCUGCACUGGACAAUGGCGAGUGUUACCCGAUGUGGAAGAAGCCCAGAGGAGACGCUCUCAUCAUCAACAACAGGGACUUUGUUACCAUGGCGACGCGACACGGGACUGACGUGGACGCUGAGAACCUGGAGCGGCUGUUCGAGGCGCUGUACUUCACCACGGAGAGAUGGAACAACCUCCGGGCGCCGGUGAUGAACCUGGUUCUGGAGGAUUUUGCCCAGAGAAGCCACACCCAGUCCCAGUGUUGUCUGGUCGCCAUCCUGAGUCACGGCGGAGAGGACGGUGUGUACAGUACGGACGAGCGCCUCCUCUCGCACGCCGACAUCCUCCGCAAGUUCGACCGGAACAACUGCCCAGAACUCGGCUCCAAACCUAAAGUCUUCUUCAUGCAGGCAUGUAGAGGCACUGAUAAAGACCCCGGAUCUCUCGCCACUGAUUCCGGAGACACUUUCCGGAAAGAUGAGACCGCCAUUCCGGAUACGAACCGGACCUUCGCCGCUCGGGUGCCGAACCUUACCGACGUGUACCUGGCCUACUCCACCACUCCGGGGCACGUCUCUUGGCGGGACUGUGCGGGCGGCUCGUGGUUUAUCCAGGUGCUGGUGUCUGUAUUCCUGCAGUACGCCGCUACAAAGGACAUCAACCAGCUCAUGACAAAGGUGAACUAUGAGGUUUCGCGGAGGUUCGAGUCGGACAAACAUCACAAACAGAUGCCUGCGCCCGUCAACAUGCUCACCAAGGACCUGUACUUCUUCCCGGGCUGGCACCAUUGAGUCGUUAGGAAGUUAAUCUCCAAGCAGAUCUUUCGGUGGGGCAAGACAAUUGGCCAGUCUGUAACAAUUUUCCCUUGCGAGUGCCGCCAGAUCUUCGGUGGGAAAUUGUUACAGACUGGCCAAUUGGAUAAUGCCUCACCGAAAGAUCUGCUUGGAGAUUAUUAG